This is a messenger RNA of Trematomus bernacchii (emerald rockcod), 881 nucleotides long. RefSeq names its product chromosome unknown C1orf53 homolog (gene cunh1orf53). The coding region runs from base 179 to 634 and encodes 151 amino acids. The transcript has 3 exons. The record is from RefSeq and is a predicted model, not a curated record. NCBI's taxonomy places the organism in Eukaryota, Metazoa, Chordata, Actinopteri, Perciformes, Nototheniidae.
GACGCAAAAGUAAACAUGUAACAUCUUUCAAACAUGUGAUAUAAUCAGUCGUUUCUGUGUUUGAUUAUAUGGGCGGUUUUCCCGGAUAUCUAUUUGCACUCAAGUGCAAGGUGAUUAGUUUGAAGUAGUUUAACCUUUACCCGGUUCCAGUAGGUAGUAUUUUUAUGUUUUACAGGUCAUGUUUCACCAACAUUACCGCCGGUGUAAAGAUGUUGUCUGCCGAUUGAUUAUCCUCCGUGUGCCGUUUAAUAAACGACUUUUAACAAUGUCAAUACCGAACCUAUCUGAAGAAAGCUCGAAGCGACUGAAAGGCAGAGCCAGGUUACAGUCCAAUGCAGACAGGAGAGGAGCAGACCCCAGUGAGGGGCUGACAACAUGCAGCAUUGUACACGAGCACCCUGCAAGAAAGUUCACAGAGGAAGAGAUGGACAUCCACAGAACCCACAGAGAGGCAUGUGAGACAAAGAAGCAGAUGUACGUGGACCCUUCCAGUGGGUACAAGGUGUUCACAGAGUAUGCCCAACUUCAGAGAGGGAAAUGCUGUGGCAGCGCGUGCAGACAUUGUCCAUAUGGCCAAGUCAACGUGAAGGACCCUGCAAUGAAGAAACAAUUUAAUACUUUAUUUUAUGCAUGACGAAGGUAAAAUGCCUGUUCAGAAUGGAACACAAAACAUGUUGCUUAUCUUCUGCCUGUCAUUAUCCGAACUACUUUGGAGUCAUUUUUAGCAGUGUACUAAAUGAUGAAAUAGGGGUACUGUCUGUGCAAUAUCUACCUCCAGUGAAUCACAACUAUUCUCAGGAUUAUUAUUAUUCUCACAAGACGGGGGAGGAGGAGCAAGGAUUUGUUCACUAGAGCCUCAUAUAAAAUAGUCUUUAAUCACA